GGAUUCCGUUAAAAAAAAAAAAAGAAUGUUGUUUGGAUUCCCUGCGCCUCGCUGUGGCGUCUUCACCGUUCCAACUUUGGGAGGAGACAGAAAACUUGGCUCCUAGUAAAUGAGUUUUCUUGUGAAGCAAGGAGGCUCGAGUCGCUCCCUUUUAAAUCCCUGCUGCUUGGAUUGAUCCAAAGAGUUGGCCGUGAUCUUUCCUCCCGGGAGUGGGUUAACUCCAUCAAGCCGGAGAGCCAUGGAUCCAUGGUUGCUUCCACAGAGGUGGUAGCGUCUUCCUUGCUCCCGUUUUGCCCCGCAGAACAAGGCACUGGUGGUUAUAAGUCGACCCAAGAAACCAUCCGAUCCUCUUCUUCUAUGCCUCCGUGCGUCGCCGGCUGCCAUGUCGCUGCUGUCGAGGCUGCGGCUGGUGACCGUGGACGUGACGGGGACGCUAAUCGCCUACAGAGGGCAGCUCGGCGACUACUACUGCACGGCGGCCAGGUCCGCCGGGCUGCCGUGCCCCGGCUACGCGCGCAUGCACCAGGCCUUCAAGGCCGCCUACGCCGACAUGGCGGCCAAGCACCCCUGCUUCGGCCACGCCUCCGGGAUGCCCGACCAUCGCUGGUGGAGGACGUGCGUCAGGGACUCCUUCCUCAGGGUAAGGUGAAGGCAGGACACGAGUACGACGAUGCCACAUUUGAGCGGAUCUUCGGGCAAAUCUACGCCGCCUUCGGCUCCCCCGCCCCGUACUCGGUGUUCCCCGACGCGCGGCCCUUCCUCCGGUGGCUGCGCGGCGAGGGGAUCAUGGCCGGGGUCGUCACCAACGCGGACUGCCGCUACAGGGACGUCGUGCUGCCCGCGCUGGGGCUGAACCAGGGGUCCGAGUGGGACUUCGGGGUGUUCUCGGGCGUCGCCGGCGUCGAGAAGCCCGACCGGAGGAUCUACGAGAUGGCGCUGGAGGCGGCGGGGGGCGUGGCGCCGGAGGAGGCGCUGCACAUCGGCGACAGCAUGAGCAAGGACUACGCGCCGGCCCGGGCCGUCGGGAUGCACGCGCUGCUGCUGGACAGGUUCGGGACCGCCGACGCCGAGAGGUGGCGGCGGUCCGGCGCGGUGGUGCUCCCUGACCUCGUCUCUGCCCGGGAGUGGCUCACCCGGGACCCCCCUGCCGCGCAUGGAGGAACCAACAACGCCUGGGCGGAGUAGUGAUUAUUCUGAAAAAAAUAGGGUGCAUAGUUGGGGCACGAGUGACCAUUGCUGCAAGUGUAUGAAAUCCAGGGGACACAAGAACUGUCUCUUGGAUAUGAUACAGCAUUCGUUGAUGAGAUUACCAACUGUUGUGAUGUAAGCAAGAGCGCAAGUUAAGCAACUUAUUCACAA
Molecule: messenger RNA, 1359 nt
Organism: Aegilops tauschii subsp. strangulata
Lineage: Eukaryota; Viridiplantae; Streptophyta; Magnoliopsida; Poales; Poaceae
Source: RefSeq, a predicted model, not a curated record